Molecule: messenger RNA, 6453 nt
Organism: Phyllostomus discolor (pale spear-nosed bat)
Lineage: Eukaryota; Metazoa; Chordata; Mammalia; Chiroptera; Phyllostomidae
Gene: NRIP1
Product: nuclear receptor interacting protein 1
Biological process (GO): regulation of transcription by RNA polymerase II
Cellular component (GO): nucleus
Molecular function (GO): signaling receptor binding; transcription coregulator activity
Source: RefSeq, a predicted model, not a curated record
CAUUAAACUCAGCAAACAUCAAAUUACCUUGUCAUAUUCUAUAAAAGUUUCUAAUUACUCACAAUUUCUGAGGUGUUUUUUUUUUUUUUUUUUUUUUAGUAGAUUACUUUAAACUUUCUACAGUGUACUAUUGUGUGCUGCUGUGCAUGCCUACUGGGGCUGAUGUUGCUCCUACUACCUGAGGAAUACCUUUUAGCUACUUUUCCAAUGGGCAAAGCCUUGAUUAUUGCUAGGGUCAAUUUACAUGUCACCUAGGAGGAGUGCCUUCACUAAGAAAAGUGUUCCCUGCCUGUUCGCUUACCUCCUUCCCCAGAAUUUGCCCUUCUGUGCCUUUUUCACUUGUUCAUGCCUCUUCUUAUAGUAUCUACUGCAUUGAUGAUCAUAUUUUUCCUGAGGAUUCUGAGCUCACUAAGGGCUAGUUUAUCACCUAGUGAUCUUUCUGUCUUCAGCUUUUAACACAAGGUGGCUUUUUUCCUUUUUUUUUUUUUUUUUGAACUUAUUGGAGUGAUACUGGUUACUAAAAUUGUAUAGGUUUCAGGUGUACAAUUUUAUAAUAUAUGACCUAUAUAAGGUCAGCUUUUUUAAUAAAUAUUUGUGGGUUUGUUAAUUGUUGUGUUAAAUUUAGAGUAGUAGUGACUAUACAGAUAUGGGAGAUAUUCCAUAUCCCCUAUAGUCAUAGCCUACUCAUCUUUUUAAAAAGAUCUUUUUUUCUUUUGCCUGGAGAGAUAUCUGCACAGAGGAGCGUAUUUGUCUGGCAUAGUUAGUUUGAAUUUGUGACAAUUAAAAACUGGAAAUUUUGUGUGUUGCCCAAAAUCAAUAUUGCAUUUCUUGAUGGUUUAUUCCAGGAGACUAACAGCAGUUUUCACUUUCUGGUCUCAGGGCUCUUUUGUAUUCUGAAAUUAUCGAGGACUCAGGAGAGCUCUUGUUUAUGGCAACCGUAUCAACUACUAUUUACCAUAUUAGAACUUUUAAAGGAAAAAAAUUGUAAACACAGGAAUGCAUAGGGCUGUAUUCCAUUAGCCACCAGUACAGUGACAUACACCAUGUAGCCCCUGGACAACUUCACUGCACUUACGAGAGAAAAGGAUAAAAGAGGAGAUGACAGUUCAGUGUUGUGAAACCAGUCGACCUCGUGUGCCCCCUGCAUGGGUCCCGGGGACCUCUGAGGUCUGUGGACCACACUUUGAGGAGAACUGCUUUCAGAAAUUUACUCGUCUAAUUACCAAUAGAAUAUUAAUAAUGUUUUAACCCAGCUCAUGUGUUUGUGGAUUAGUAAAUUGUUAGGUUUUUAAAAUAUCUACACAGCUUAUCACAUUACCUACUCUUCUAUUAAUGUCUAGACAUAAAAUGUGCUGGAACUUGUUGCUGUUGUUGGCUGGGCAGCUAUGAGACAGAGAUGCUUACUCAAGGAGAAGUCAUUUUAUUUGUGGAUACUUGAACACUGAUAUUUCCAUUUACUGAAGAACAGAAGAUGAAAAAGGAGAAUCAGGAUAUUCACUAAGGAUUAAAUCUGCUUGCUGCUGUACACCUAUGUGUUAAGAACUUCUGCUUCUUCUUGCUUAGAAGUCGAUCAUCUCUGUGGUCAGACUGCAUUAGAGUUUGCCUCUUAUCUUGUCAUUGCCAGAAGAAAUCCUGGUCAGAAUGGAACAGUACAUCACUAUUUAAUUAUUAUGGAAGAUGAUAAACUGACACUCGUUUAUUAAAGUUAUAUCUCUCUCACCCACAGAAAACAUUCUUUAAAGUGAAUAGAAACCUAGCCCUCGUGAACACUUCUAUUGAACAUGACUCAUGGAGAAGAGCUUGGCUCUGAUGUGCACCAGGAUUCUAUUGUUUUAACUUACCUAGAAGGAUUACUAAUGCAUCAGGCAGCAGAAGGGUCAGGUACGGCCGUUGACAAAAAGUCUGCUGAGCGCAAUGAAGAAGAUCAGAACUUUAACGUUUCUGGUAAUGCAUAUCCUACCUGUCACAGUAAUGGUCCAGUUCUCAAUACACAUACAUAUCAGGGAUCUGGCAUGCUGCAUCUCAAAAAAGCUCGACUGUUGCAGUCUUCUGAGGACUGGAAUGCAGCAAAGCGGAAAAGGCUGUCUGAUUCCAUCGUAAAUUUAAACGUAAAGAAGGAAGCUUUGCUAGCUGGCAUGGUUGACAAUGUACCUAAAGGCAAACAGGAUAGCACAUUACUGGCCUCUUUGCUUCAGUCAUUCAGCUCUAGGCUGCAGACUGUUGCUCUGUCACAGCAAAUUAGGCAGAGCCUCAAGGAGCAAGGAUAUGCCCUCAGUCAUGAUUCUUUAAAAGUAGAGAAAGAUUUAAGGUGCUAUGGUGUUGCAUCAAGUCACUUAAAAACUUUGUUGAAGAAAAGUAAAGCUAAAGAUCAAAAGCCUGAUACCAAUCUUCCUGACGUAACUAAAAGCCUCAUCAGAGAUAGGUUUGUGGAAUCACCUCAUCAUAUUGGACAAAGUGGAGCAAAGGUCAUGAGUGAACCCUUAUCCUGUGCUGCAAGACUACAGGCCGUUGCAAGCAUGGUGGAAAAAAGGGCUAGUCCUGCCACUUCACCCAAACCUAGUGUUGCUUGUAGUCAAUUAGCAUCUCUUUCAAGUGAAGCCCAUUUACAGCAGUAUUCUCGAGAACAUGCUUUAAAAACACAAAAUGCAAAUCAAGCAGCAAGUGAAAGACUUGCUGCUAUGGCCAGGUUACAAGAAAAUGGCCAGAAGGAUGUCAGCAGUUUCCAGCUCUCAAAAGGAAUGUCAGGCCAUCUUAAUGGUCAAGCAAGAACAUCAUCAAGCAAACUAAUGGCUAACAAAAGUACAUUUCAAAAUCUGGGUACUGUUCCUUCUUCCCCCAAAAAUGCAAGCUAUAAGAACUCACAGGAAAGAAACAACAUAAAACAAGCUGCUAGCAAUAGCUUGCUUUUACAUCUUCUUAAAAGCCAGACCAUACCUAAGCCGAAUGGACACAAUCACAGUGAGAGAGGAAGCAUAUUUGAGGAUAGUAGUACACCUACAACUAUUGAUGAAUAUUCAGAUAAUAACCCUAGUUUCACAGAUGAUAGCAGUGGUGAUGAAAGUUCUUAUUCCAACUGUGUUCCCAUAGACUUGUCUUGCAAACACAGAAUUGAAAAACCAGAACCUGACCAGCCUGUUUCUCUGGAUAACUUAACUCAAUCGUUGCUGAACACUUGGGAUCCAAAAGUCCCUGAUGUAGAUAUCAAAGAAGAUCAAGAUACCUCAAAGAAUUCUAAGCUAAAUUCACACCAGAAAGUAACACUUCUUCAAUUGCUACUUGGCCAUAAGAAUGAAGAAAAUGUAGAAAGAAACAACAGCCCUCAGGAAGUACAGAGUGAUGUGACAAAGUUCGGUAAACAGACUUAUGCCAGGACGUCUGUAAUAGAAAGCCCCAGUACACAUAGGACUACUCCAGUGAGCACUCCUCCAUUACUUGCAUCCACCAAAGCGGAGUCUCCCAUCAAUCUUUCUCAGCACUCUCUGGUCAUCAAAUGGAAUUCCUCACCGUAUGCCUGCAGCACUCAGUCUGAAAAGCCAACAAAUACCACAUCUAACCACUUGAUGGACCUCACAAAAAGCAAAGAAUCACAAGAAGAGAAACCAGUGCAAAAUGAAAGUGCACAGAACUCUGCGACUUUCAGUGCAAGUAAACUGUUACAGAAUUUAGCGCAGUGUGGAAUGCAGCCUUCCACUUCAGGGGAAGAGCAGAGACCCAGUAAACAGCUCAGCAUAAAUACGGAUAAACCUGUUGGUAUGAUCGAUAGAUUUGGUAGCCCUCUGCUCUCAAAUAAAACAAAUGCAGUUGAAGAAAAAGCCUUCAGUUGUCAAGCAACAGGUUCUGAACCAAGACUUUCUGGUUCUGAAAUAGAAAAUCUUCUUGAAAGGCGCACUGUUCUUCAGUUGCUCCUGGGAAACCCCAACAAAGGGAAGAGUGAAAAAAAAGAGAAAAUUCCUUUAAGAGAUGAAAGUACUCAGGAACAUACAGAUAGAGCUUUAAGUGAACAAAUAUUGAUGGUAAAAAUAAAAUCUGAGCCUUGCGAUGACUUACAUAUUCAUAAUACAAAUGUGCACUUGAGCCAUGAUGCUAAGGGUGCCCCAUUCUUAGGUGUGGCUCCUCCUGUGCAGAGAAGCACAGCUGCCUUACCAGCUUCCGAGGACUUUAAAUCGGAGCCCAUUUCACCUCAGGAUUUUUCUUUCUCAAAGAAUGGUCUGUUAAGUCGAUUGCUGAGACAAAAUCAAGAGAGUUACCCAGCGGAUGAUCUGGACAGCAGUCACAGGAACAGUGAACUGACACUUUUAGAAUCUAAGAAUCUUUGCAUGGUCCCUAAAAAAAGGAAGCUUUACACUGAGCCAUUAGAAAACUCACUUAAAAAGAUGAAAAAUAACAGUGGCCCAGAGGUACUGUAUGGGUCCUUGGUUAACCAACAAGAGCUGAAAUUUACCAGAAAUAAUCUAGAAUUUAAAUACCCUGCCAGUCAUGGUUCAGCCAGUGAAAGUGAACAUAGGAGUUGGACCAGAGAGAGCAAAAGCUUCAAUGUUCUGAAACAGCUGCUUCUCUCCGAAAAUUGUGUUAGAGUGUCCCAGCACAGGAGUAACUCUGUCGUCGAGAAUAAAAAGAAAGGACACAAAAAUAAUGUGACCAAUAGCAAACCUGACUUGAGCGUUUCUUCUGUAAAUGGACUGAUGUACAGUUCUGCUCAGCCCAACAGUUGCAUGGAUAACAGGACAUUUCCGUACCCAGGAGUAGUAAAAACUCCCAUGAGUCCUCCUUUUCCUGAGCACUUGGGCUGUGCGGGGUCUAGACCGGAGUCUGGGCUUUUGAAUGGGUGUUCCACGCCCAGUGACAAGGGACCCAUUAAGUGGGUUAUUGCAGAUGUGGAUAAGAGUGAGUAUGAAAAAGACUCUCCUAGACUAAAAACUAACCCAAUACUGUAUUACAUGCUCCAAAAAGGAGGCAAUUCUGUUACCAGUCGAGAAACACAGGACAGAGACAUUUGGAGGGAGCCUUCAUCUGUUGAAAGUGUCCCACAGGUUACAAUCAAAGAAGAGUUACUUCCUACUGCAGAAACUAAAGCUUCUUUCUUCAAUUUAAGAAGCCCUUAUAAUAGCCAUAUGGGAAAUAAUGCCUCUUGCCCACACAGCACAAAUGGAGAAGUUUAUGGACUUCUGGGAAAUAUGCUAACAAUAAAAAAGAAUCAGAAUAAAAUUUACCUGAUAUCAGCUUUGGAUUUUUUAAAACUAAUUAGUAUGAACUUGAGAUCUGUAUAAAUAAGAGCAUGAUUUGAGAAAAGCAUGGUAUAACAAACUUUUUUCAUUUUGAAAAGUAUUGGUUACUGGUGAUGUUUAAAUUUGCAUUCUGCUUUUUGCUUUAUGUUAGAUGUCAUAAGGAAACAACUGAAUUAGCAAUUGGUUGUUUAACACUUCUGUAUGCAUCAGAUGACAACUGUGAGUAGCCUAUCAAUGAAAUUCUUUAUAAUCACAGUAGGCAUAAAUUAAAAUGUAAAUUUCCAUCCAUAAUGGAUAAAUGCAUUUUGCUGACUUUAUGAGGGUACUUUAUUUUGCUUUUCAGAAGUCAGGCUACAUAACAUUUUUUUCAGCCCAAACUGUUAAAUAACUCUCUAAAGGAUAAUUAUUGAAUAAAAAACUUAGUGCUGAUUCACUUUUCAUUAUCAAUUCAAAAGUAAAUUAGAAAAAAAUGUGCUUACAUUUUUCACUUUUGCUAAAAACAAACAAACAUUUAUUUUUAACUCUUGGAAAGGAUUUUGUGGUUCCCAUUGUGUCUUCCCCACCCUGGUCCUUUGCAAUAUCUAUUUCUUUAAACCUUGUACUACUUAGUAAAAAUUGAUACCAAUUGAUUGAAGUUUGAUAGAUCCUUUAAAAAAAAGGGGCAGAUUUUCAGUUUUGUAUUUUAACUACUUUAUUAAAUUAAUAUUCCUCCUUUUACAGAAUUAAGAAAGUUAACAUUUAUCUUCAGGUGGUUUCCUGAAUAGCUGAAAAUUUAAGAAGUUGUUUUUAACAGAAGCAAAAUGGCUUUUCUUUGGGCAGUUUCACCAUCUCUGGUCCCUGUGAGUCUUAUGGCCAAAGUUUCUUAAAGCUAGACUCAGGCCACCUGCAUUAGAACCAUCCGGAGUAUUUAUUUUAAAAUGUGCAUUCCUAGGCAGCGCCUCAGAGCUACAGAACAAGAAUCUCUGCUAAUGGACCUGGGAGUCUUCCAUCUGCAUCUGAACACAUUUAAGAAGCCCCCUAGGUGUUUCUUCUACACACUGAAGUUUGAGAACCAUUGCUUAUAACUUCACAGAACACAGGACUAUAAAAAAAAAACAAAAAAAACCAUUUGAUGCCUAUAUUUUCCCCAGUACAGUCACAUACUAACUAAAUAUUUGCAAUAUUGUAGUUUAUAUUAUCGUUAUAUCUUUGGAAAUCGGGUUCAGAGCACUUUUUAUGACAAAAAAAA